Molecule: messenger RNA, 1429 nt
Organism: Nipponia nippon (crested ibis)
Lineage: Eukaryota; Metazoa; Chordata; Aves; Pelecaniformes; Threskiornithidae
Source: RefSeq, a predicted model, not a curated record
CUGUAGAAGUCUUGUAUACUUUUGUGAUGUUAAUACAACAUAGCAACAUAAUUUUUUGUUGUGUUUGUUUUGCCGUCUUGAAGCUUAACCUUGGAGAUGAUAUCGUGAAAGUUGUCAUCGAUUGGAGCAAGCUUCAAAGCACAUCAGCACUUCAGCCAACAUUGCUCUUUAGUGCACUUCAGCAGCAUAUUUUAUCUUUGCAGCCUCUUCUAGAAAAACUUCAGUCAUUGAUUAAAGAGGAAAAUAUAGGCCACGUUGUACCGGCAGGUAAAACAGAAGGCCAAACUUGUGAAACAAGUUUAGAUGUUUAUGAUGGUAACUGUCAGAUUGAAGAAAAGUAUGCAAGUUAUGACUUGGGAGAUCUGAAGGAUGCUCAUAUUAAUUUUGAUCCAGAGGUGGUCCAAAUAAAAGCUGGAAAAGCAGAAAUUGACAGGCGGAUAUCAGCCUUCAUCGAGAGGAAACAAGCUGAGAUCAAUGAAAAUAAUGUCAGGGAAUUUUGCAAUGUUAUUGAUUGUAAUCAAGAAAAUAGCUGUGCCAGAACAGAUGCAAUUUUCACACCCUAUCCUGGAUUUAAAAGCCAUAUAAAGGUUUCUAGGGUAGUAAAUACAUACGGACCUCAGACUAGAUCUGAAGGAGCACAUGGGUCCAGUCACAAAGCCAAUGUACCCAUUCAUGAUUGUGGAAACCAAGCUGUUGAGGAGAGAUUGCAAAACAUUGAAGCACACUUACGAUUACAAACAGGUGGUCCUGUACCAAGAGACAUUUAUCAGAGAAUUAAGAAGCUUGAAGAUAAAAUCCUUGAGCUGGAAGGACUGUCUCCUGAAUAUUUUCAAUCUGUAAGCUGUUCUGGCAAGAGGAGAAAGGUUCAACCUCCCCACCAGAACUAUUCAUUGGCUGAACUUGAUGAAAAGAUCAAUGCUAUAAAACAGGCAUUACUGAGGAAAACAAAAGAAAGCAAGUCCAAGGAGGCUGAGCGGCUUCUUCGAUAAAAAAAUAAAAAUCUUUUCAGAAUCCUCAUCGUGCUUUACACAUACCUAAACCAUAGACCUCAGUAGUGUUCAUUGGGGAUGACUUUAGAAAUGAAAACAAAGCAUGCAUAUAAGCUCCUUUUGGAUGAUCUUGAAAGCUUGCUUUCAGAAGAACUCAUUUAAAAAUAGUCUUAUUAAUGAAAUAGUUACUUUAAAAUGAAGAAUGUUUUAGGAAUAGCAUUCUAAUAAUCCAUUCCCUUCUGUUAUAAAGGAGGAUUGCAGCAUUGUUCAUAUGUGGAAAGUCUUAACCUGCAUACAAAAGCUACAUUUCACAUCUAAUUCUUGAUUAUUGAGUAUUCAAAAGGGCUAUCUUUUGAACACUUUUCCUGUAAGUAGUUUGCAUAGACUUGUGAAAUAAAAUGAAAUACUUCCUCAUAAGUAAACUCUUAGGAAAAAAAAAA